This is a messenger RNA of Penicillium samsonianum, 1134 nucleotides long. RefSeq names its product acyl-CoA desaturase. NCBI's taxonomy places the organism in Eukaryota, Fungi, Ascomycota, Eurotiomycetes, Eurotiales, Aspergillaceae. The transcript is spliced from 3 exons. The record is from RefSeq and is a predicted model, not a curated record. Gene Ontology annotation, molecular function: iron ion binding; heme binding; stearoyl-CoA 9-desaturase activity. Bases 1 to 1134 code for a protein of 377 amino acids. Gene Ontology annotation, cellular component: endoplasmic reticulum membrane. Gene Ontology annotation, biological process: unsaturated fatty acid biosynthetic process.
AUGCAAGUGCAAACCAACGCCACUGGGUCUCCAGAUCCAUUGCCUCCUCUACCCUGGAAUCACUAUUACCAGAAUCUAUAUAUGCCACACGUUAUCGUCAUCCUUGGUAACAUCGGAAUCACAGCCGGGUACCAUCGUUUGUGGACCCACAAGUCAUACGAGGCCUCCCUUUCUUUGAGGGUGUUCUUGGCAAUUUUCGGUGGUGCUCAACUCCAAUGGUCAAUCCUUUGGUGGGUAACACACCAUCGUGCACAUCACUGGUACCUUGAUACAGACAAAGAUCCCUAUGAUUCUCGAAAAGGAUUCUUCUUUUGCCAUGUAGGCUGGCUCCUUGGAUACACGCCCAAGACAUGGGGCCCGGUCAACAUCGCUGACCUCAAAGAUGACCCGGUAGUCCUGUGGCAAGAUAAGUAUUAUUUUAUCAUUGCCGCGCUUGGCUGCUUCGGACUACCGACAAUAAUUGCCCACUAUGGAUGGAAUGACUGGCAGGGAGGUCUUAUCUAUGCUGGUUUCCUUCGUGUUUUCCUCUACCUCCAAGUUACCUCCCUCACCAAUUCCCUCGCCCACUCCGAGUGGGGAGGCAAAAAGCCAUAUUCAGCGAAGCACAGUGCAGUGAACAACAUUUUUCUUGGAGUUGUCAACAGUGGCGAGGGAUGGCACAACUUCCAUCAUACAUUCCCGACAGACUUUCGCAAUGGAAUACAGUGGUACGAAGUCGACUUGUCUAAGUGGAUGAUCCGGCUAUGGUGUCAGCUUGGUCUUGCGUCGAACCUAGUAAAGGUAUCCGACUUUGAAAUUGAGAGGCAGAUACGCAGAGUUCAAAACAGGGAGAAAGACGAGCGUGUUGAAGAUGAUCGCCGGAUACUUUCAACCCUUCCAACGAUGCAGUGGACGGAAUUCAUUAGCCAAGCCAAUACCGGCCGAUGUCUGGUGUGCAUCGAUGGGGUCAUACAUGAUAUAUCGGAUUUUAUGGGAGAACACCCCGGGGGGAGAGAUUUAUUACAUCAAGUUCUUGCGAAUGACGGGACGGCUGCGUUCAAUGGCUUUCAUGGUCAUUCUCCUCAUGCGAGACACAUUUUGACGACAAUGCGGAUUGCUGUUCUCCAAGAUGGACCUGCAACCGACUUCAAGUGA